Messenger RNA from Penaeus vannamei (Pacific white shrimp), 1403 nucleotides. RefSeq lists its product as uncharacterized. Gene Ontology annotation, cellular component: transcription regulator complex; nucleus. Gene Ontology annotation, biological process: regulation of transcription by RNA polymerase II. Lineage: Eukaryota; Metazoa; Arthropoda; Malacostraca; Decapoda; Penaeidae. The record is from RefSeq and is a predicted model, not a curated record. Gene Ontology annotation, molecular function: DNA binding.
GCAAGGAUGACACAAAGAAGUCAGCAUGGAAGGGCUCAUUGUAAAGAAGCAUGCAUACGAACCACUGCGUUCAUGUACUUCCUUUACUGCUGAACAGGAAUCGCCUGUGGGAUUUGACAUCGGUCUGUGUGGCAGGGAACGCGAUUGCCCGCCAGAGGUGGCGCCACUGCGUGGCGUGGAGCUUUCUCUCGCAGUGGUUGAGUCACGCCACAGGACGGAGGCGCCACCAGACCAGUUGUGCAUUGGGUCUUGGUUUGUGAGGAACUUGAUGUUGCAUUUUAAGAUGACGAGUUUUGAUGCAGAUCAGUUUAUUAUUGAAGUAGAAAAGCGACCGUCGAUUUGGGACUCCAGGUGCGAUGGAUACAGCAAUAAAUUGACCAGAGGGGAGGCAUGGGAGGAGCUGUGUUGCAUUUUCGUGCCAGACUUCAAAGAUAUGGAUUCGCUGAGGAAAAAUAAAGCAGCCGUGGAUCUGCAGCGGAAGUGGAAGAGCUUCAGAGACUCCUUCAGAAGAGAGCUGGCGAAGGUCCGGAAAGCCAAGUCCACCUCAGCAGCUGAAACCGGAAGGAAGGAAUACAUGUACUUCAAACAGCUGUUCUUCUUGCUGCCGAUCUGCGAGGCGAAGCAGCAGCAGGAGGAGGAAGAGGAGGAGGAGAGGGUGUGGGGAAGGCCAGCCGAGGGGAGAAAUCCAGGAGAUGAGAGCCGGAUAUCCCCUCAUGCACGCCGGAAGAGGAAAUCGCCCCCUCCCGAGGACCAGCUUCUCCAGACUCCGACGAAAGCAGCGGGGAGGAGAUCCCGAGAACCUCGUCCUCCUGUGCACCCGAAGAGGAGGAAAGCGCACCCUUCUGAGGAGCAGCUUCUGGCCGCGCUAGCAAGGAGCGUGGGGAGGAAGGCGCGAGAAAGGGACCUCGACGAUCCAGACAGGCAUUUUUUGCUCAGUCUCCUGCCUCACUUCAGACGCCUCCCGGACGACGUGAAGUUGGAGGUCCAGGGCGAAUUCAUAAACACCCUCAAAAGGUUCAGGCGAGAGGCUGCCUUCGACAGUCGGCUCUCCCCUCCCACCCACUUCCUCCCCGGCCUUCCUCCACAGACUUUCCCUCUCAGUAAUGCGGGCCCAUCAUCGACCGAACCCCAACAGAACCUCGCUUCAGCCACGCAUUGUCCUCGUGCCAACCCCCAGCCUUCGAAGUCCGCGGGGGCUCCGGUCGCAUCGCAACCCCAGUCGACACGAACCCUCAGUCCCUCUCCCGAAUCACCAGCGGCUUCAGAAGUGGCAUCCCCGCGGUCGGAUGGCUCAAGUAUCUGUGAUGAUUAUUUCCCUCAUUAGAUCUACGAGAACAAGGUCGUUGCUACAUUUAUACGAAUGAAACUGUUAUCUGUGAAUAAAAUUUUAUACAGUAAUGAAA